GACUCAGGACAAGGAGACACAGCCUUUGUCUGUGGAUGAUCAUUGAAAGUGGAUGUGGAUCAUCACCCCGUGAUCAGUGCUGCAGAACCUGCUCCAGUGUGAGUGAAGAGCAGUUGCCUUCCCUGUGCGCUCUCCAGGAGAGAGGCAUCUGCUCCUUCCCUCGAGAUGGCAAGUGCUGGAGCUGGGAAUCGCUGUGGCUGAGUGGCUGGGCCCCCCGACCCAUGCCAUCCAGAGACCGGGGAUCGUAAAGUCUGGGAAGAAGCAUCUCUCCUUAGCUGAGGAUCUUGCCUGGAGGCUGCCUUCUGCUUGUAUCAAGGUCUUGUCUGUCCUGAGUGUGAUUAGAGCCAACCAUCUCUUUGAUGAAAACUGGCUGGAGAAAAGGCAGAGGUGGGUGAGGGGCAGUGCGCCUAGCACUGCGCCAGAGGGGCUGAUUCUUGGUAUGGUUCAGAUGCCAGCAUGAGCAGCAGCCAUCAGUGGGACAGGGUACGUGAAGCUGUAGAACCCAGAGCCCCAGCACUGCUCCUGCUCCCUCCCGGGGCAGGAGUGUCUUACCCUCAGUGUUUCAUGCCCCUGCUCUGGCCCAAUUAGCUCAAUUCCAUGCUCCAUGCCCGAGGUUCAGCUUAUCUUUCUCUACCAUGGGGCUCAGCAGCAAUCCUGAGGUAGAGCUGCUUUGCUGGCAAGUCCCCUCCACAGUUGCUGCAUGGGACCAGAGAAGCAGCAAGGUCCUGGAUUUCCUGUUAGCCAUGGGCUGGUUGGCAGAAGACUUGCCAACCUUUUUACAGGGGGUUUUGAGUUACAGACAUGCAGGGCUGCAGGACUGGGCUGGAGCCAAGGGGCAGCAGACAGAAAGGGCUUGGGAUCCUCCAGUGGCCCAGGCAGAGGGCUGCAGGUACACCCCCUCAGCCCAGUUCCCUGUGCCGUGGGCAGAUUGGCAAUCCUCAGCCCCUGUCCCCGUGCCUCCUGUACUGCCCAUGGGGCAGAGGAGGGUCACAGGGGAGCAUCCAGCCCCAGGGGCUCAGCCUGUGUAGUCCAUGACAAUCCCAUGGGACAGAAGUGUCAUUCCUUGUGGAAUGUGCUUGAAGGCAGAUGUUGAGAACAGGCUGUAGAGCAUGAGGGACAUAUGGAUCCAUCAGUGCAGUUAGGGGAUCCUGCUGAGACUUGGGGUCUCCUUCAUGGGACCUGGGAGCUGGGCCAGGUGAUGGAGAGGUGCUGGCAGGGCUCAUGAUGAAGGCCCUCCUGAAGGAAAACAAGCUGCUGCCACUCGUCCCUGCUGUCUGCUUGUAAGGGACCGAUGGGCCAUCCCAGGGUGCUGCUUUGGAUCAGAAGCCUGUAAUGCAUGUCUCCAAGUCUCUUUAGCCCUUUGGAACAGAUUCCACAGAGGAUUGGUUGCUUGUUUGUGGAAACGGAGCCUACAAAUUCUCUCUUCCUGAGGGGCAAAACUAGGCUGGAAUAGGAGGAGAUCCUGUGGGAGAGAGUUUCCUCCAGAGGAAAGCCCAAGGAAGCUGGACCCUGGAGAUCUCUGCUCAGUGAUGUGGCUGUUUGAAGGCAGUUUUCUCCUGCUUCUGCUGCAAUAGCAAUGCUAGUGAACCCACGCAGCUGGAGUGAGCUAGCGUGCCUCGCCUCUGCCAUGAAUGAUGCAUCGACGAUGGAUUAUGAACUGCUGUCCCCGUCCUUGGUUGAGCACCCGGCCAGCACUGCGGGCAUGGAUGCUGAGCAGAAAACCGUCUUUGCCUUUGUCAUCUUCCUCCUCGUCUUCUUGGUGAUGCUGAUGGUGCGCUGCUUCCGCAUCCUGCUGGACCCCUACAGCCGCAUGCCUGCCUCCUCCUGGACUGACCACAAGGAGGGGUUGGAGAGGGGCCAGUUUGACUACGCCUUGGUGUAGAGGGCAGGGAUGGGUCGAGCCUGGGUGCUCCGAGUGCCUCCCACCCCAGCUGGCCCCGGCCCCGGCCCCCCCUUCCUCUGUGGUGUUGCCCCGGGCCAGCAGGGAUGCCGUGGGCAGGGAGGCGAGGUCGGGCUCUUGUCUGGGGUGGGUUUUCUAGGGGUUUCUCUCUUUUCUAAGCACUUUUCAGUUCUCUUUGCAGCCUGCAGCACUCUCGGCAGGAUAAGUCGGAGGGGUGACGUGACUCCCCAUGGGCCUCGCUGCCCACCGUGUCCCGGGGCAGUGCUGCAGUGAGGGGCAGGAGGCAACGGGGCAGGGCAUGGCGGGACCUGCCCUCGGCCACAGCCCCCCCAGCUCCUGGUCUGGGCAGCUCUGCCUGGCACCAGGCUGGGCGUUGGACCCCCACCCUCCUCCUGCCUCCUGCGUCACCUCUGUCUGUGUCCUCUGGGGAGUGCUGACCGUGGCCCAGUGUGUGUGUGUGUGUGUCCCUGUAGCUGAGCUUUGUCUGUGAGGGGGUUUAUAGGCACCUGACCCAAGUGUUGGCUUUGUUCCUCUCUGUGUGGCAGCCUCAAGUGCCCCCCACAAGUAAGGGGGAGAUGGAGACCCCACGUGCAGUGCCCUUCUGGCCUCCAGCCCUGCAGCCUACUCUCCGCUUUACACCAUCGUGACCGCUCCCUGCCAAACUGGUGGAAAUGGUCUGAGCAAGGUGCAGUCAUGCAGCCACUUGCAGACCUGCCUGGGAGCCCUGCGGGGAUCCCUGCAGGGAUCUGAAGUCCCCACACAGCACUUGGGAGAAGGCUCUCAUCCAGCCCAGGCCUGGCAGUACCCAGCAGUGCCUCACUCUGCGCAUCGCUGCUCCAGCAGGACCUGGGCAGCCUGGGCGUGCUCCUGCAUCUGCCUAGCAGAAGGGCUGUGUAAGUAGCCGAGGGGAACUAUGGCUGUCCCCAUAGUGGGGGAACCUGACUAUGGGAACCAUGCCUCUUGAGUAGGGGUGAUGCAGCUGGCCGCAGGGCUAGCUAGCAAAAGCUGUGGUGGGGUAUGGCUGUGGGCUGGCAAGUCGUGUGCUAAGGGAUCUGAGCCCGUGGGGGAGAACUUCCUCCUGCUCCACGGAAAUAAAGCUGCACUGUGCUAACCCCA
Messenger RNA from Numida meleagris (helmeted guineafowl), 3016 nucleotides. RefSeq names its product cortexin 1 (gene CTXN1). NCBI's taxonomy places the organism in Eukaryota, Metazoa, Chordata, Aves, Galliformes, Numididae. The transcript is spliced from 5 exons. The record is from RefSeq and is a predicted model, not a curated record. Bases 1577 to 1882 code for a protein of 101 amino acids.